CAGUCUCACGGAACUAUUAGGAUUUAAUGCUUGGUUCUUUGGUUCAUAUUUAUGAGUAGGAUUUCGCUAUUGAAAAGACGUUAAAAAUAUGAAUUAAUAUUUACAAUCUAAAAUUUGUCUUAGAGGACGUUAAAAAUAUCACUCCAUUAAUAUUUACAAUAUAAAUUUGUCUACGUUCUACCCUCCCUCCCUGUUAAAGAGAAACUUUCUUUGGGUUUGUACUAGUUAAAAACUUUCCGGAUCAUCAAAACUAUUUGUAUGUCAUUUCUUUUUCAGAAGGAAAACACCUGACAACACAACUUGACCAUGUCGGACUCUGUGGAUGCCAGACAAGUGAAUGCCAAAGAGGGUUCAAAUGUCACAGAUGCUGGAAUUGAUCAGACGGAUGCCAAACCACAUUCAGAUGUUUUUCAAUACAAUAUGAACUAUCCCAGUCUGGGACAAUGUAUCGUCAUCAACAACAAGAAUUUCCAGAGAAAUACAGGAUUGGGAGUUCGUAACGGGACAGACGAGGAUGCAAAGAAUGUGUUUCAGGCCUUCUCAAAUCUGGGCUUCAAAACGAAAAUUUACAAUGAUCAGACUGUGUCACAGAUGAGAAAUUUGUUAACUAAAGUGUCUAAAGAAGAUCACAGUAAAUCAGCCAUGUUUGCGUGUGUGUUGCUGAGUCAUGGAGAAGAUGAUAGGAUAUUUGGCACAGAUGACUGUAUUGAGCUGAAGGAACUGUUUGCACUCUUCAGAGGAGACCGCUGCAGAUCACUGGUGGGGAAACCCAAGCUUUUCUUCAUUCAGGCUUGCAGAGGCACAGGUCUGGAUGAUGGCAUCGAGUGCGACAGUGUAGGUGGAGAGGAGGCACAGAGGAUUCCUAUAGAGGCAGACUUUUUGUAUGUCUACUCCACUGUACCAGGUUAUUACUCUUGGAGGAACAAUGCUAAUGGUUCCUGGUUCAUCUCCUCACUGUGUGAGAUGCUGUCAAAAUACGGCAAGCAGCUGGAGAUCAUGCAGAUCAUGACACGUGUCAACCACAAGGUGGCGCUGGACUUUAAAUCCUCCUGCAAUGAUCCAAGGAUGACUAACAAGAAACAAAUCCCAUGUAUUAUGUCUAUGCUGACCAAAGAAGUAUGUUUCCCUAAAUAAUUAAUGUGUAUUUAACUGAUUAUGUUGCAGUGGGGUACAAACACUUUUAAAUCAUUAUUUUAAUAAUUAUUAUGUAGCCGUUUAUAGCACUGCAGACUGCAGUCAAAACAGGAAGGGAUAUAAAGGGAAUUUUAAGGGAAAUACUGGAUUUUAAUACACAAUUUUUUGAUCAUGGGUAUUUGAAAUUAUCUAUAUUUUCUUAAUCCUGGUGUGUAAAAUGUUACAGUGCUGGGUUUGACACAGACAGCUCUUUUAUGAUUUUUUUGGCUGUCACUCACCAUUUGUGCAUUGCUUGGUUCGUCUGCGAGGUUCAGUUCUCAGUUUCAUCAUCAGUUAUCAUCAGAAGUUCUGAACAUAAAUAAUAGCACAAUUUGUAUUAUGAUAAAUAAACAUUUUAGUUUGCUAUUAA
Molecule: messenger RNA, 1543 nt
Organism: Carassius gibelio (silver crucian carp)
Lineage: Eukaryota; Metazoa; Chordata; Actinopteri; Cypriniformes; Cyprinidae
Product: caspase-7
Exons: 7
Coding region: 307-1134 (275 amino acids)
Biological process (GO): erythrocyte differentiation; apoptotic process; proteolysis
Cellular component (GO): cytoplasm
Source: RefSeq, a predicted model, not a curated record